AUGCAUACGAUGACCACCACCCGAGGAUCACGGGCAGACCGCCGCAACGGCCACGGCGACGACGACGACGACGGCGACGGCAAGCUGCUGGAGAUCACCUGCGACGGGACCAACACCACCGCCUUCUCCGGCACAGUUCCCCUCGCCGUAGGCAGGGAGAUGGAAAAUACUCUCCACGGAAGCGGCAGCGUCGAGGCUAGCGGUAGCGCGGCGGCGGCGGCGGCGGCAGAAGCAGGAUGGGGCCGACGCCGGACGUCCUCCCCGGAGGGAGAGCGGGCGGAGGACCGUUCCGGAGGCCGUUCCAGGGACGGUUCCGCGGACCUGAUGGUCUCGAUGAGGCAGCUCUCGAUACUGGGCGCCUUGGCGGGGGUGGCUGCCGUGGCCGUCGACUACGAGCACGGUAUGGCGGGCUUCCUCUGGAUUCAGGACUGGGCCGGAGGCGCCGCGCCGCACUUUCCCCCGCACGCCGCCGCGGACGGCGCCGGGCAGGUGCACCUCACCCCCCUGAGGAGCGUUGCCACGGGACUGGGGGCCGGGUUCACGCGGGCCGCGAGCAGGACGCUGACGUUUCCCCUGGACACGAUCAAGACCAGGAGCCAGCUCUCGAGGCUCGGGGCGGAUGACCGGGCGCUGCUGCCGACGGAGAUGCGCCGGUUAGUUGACGGGCCGGCCACUUUCAAGGGCGUUUUCAAGGGCUUCUCGGCGUUUCUAGCCCAGGCGGGACCCUCGAACGCCGCCUUUUUUCUCUUCUACGAUUCGCUCAACGCGAUCGGGGCGGCCGCCAUUCUCGGCGGAGACGGCAGCGGCGGCAUCUCUCCUUCCCCUUCGUCCUCCUUGUGGCCGACCGCGCUCCAUCUCGGGGCGUCCUCCGUAGCCACUGUCCCGGCCAACCUCGUGCGGACGCCCGCAGAGGUGGUGAAGCAGAGACUCCAGGUCGGGCGGGAGAGCGGAAACUCUCUGCAGGCGUUUCUCUCUAUCGUGAGGGCGGAAGGGGUGAAGGGGCUCUUCGUGGGCGGAAAGGAGCAGCUCCUGAGGGAGAUCCCGUUCAACGCGGUCCAGUUCACGGUGUACGAGUGCCUGAAGGCUUCCCUUGGCAGCUCGGAGCUUUGGGCGGAUGCCGCCCUGGGGGCGGCCUCCUCGGCUGCCGGGGCUUUGGCCACGCAGCCGGUCGACACCGUCAAGACGCGGGUCAUGACCAAAAGCGUCCCAGGGUCGUUAGGUGGGGAUUCCCCGGGUUUCCUAAAGUCUGCAUCCCUGGUGGCGGAAGCGGAGGGGGUGACCUCCCUCUUCUUGGGCCUGUUGCCCCGUCUGGUGCUGGUUAGCACCGGCGGGGCGUUCUACUUCUGGGGGCAGGAGUUCGCAUCUCAGCUCAUGAGCCGGGCGGGGUUUUGAUCCGAAUUGUGAUCCAUGUUCACGAAGGCUUUGUCCGCCUCGCCUCUCUCCCCGCAGUCAGGCCCACGCCGAAACGGAGCACUCCUGUCCUGUAUAGACCCAAGCCUUGCUGGGCCGGAGGGCGUGCGUUUAGCUGUGGUUUUAUUUGCCCAUCACAGUAACCAACAGUGGUAUUGGAAAUCGUCCGCCAUUUUUACGAACUGGGGUCAAGGCAAAAAGGGACGGGAAUCCAAACAUUUCCAUCUCCUACGUGUAAUAUUGUAAAUACAAAUGCAUGUCUUGGCCUUUUACCCGUUCCAGACCUCGGAGAAAGUUUUCCGUCGUAGUGUGUGUUACCGCUGCACCUGCUCGUGCCUUGUCGGUACCUGUUGAUUGGUGUCCCGCUAGACGGGAUGUGAGCUGGUGGUGGAAGGGAGGAUUUCUCUUCCAAAGGCUUGCCUUGGCGGCGAUCGAUGGGUCGUGGUGGUUUGUGUUGUGGUGGGACGGCAGUGUAGGUAGGGUAUCAAAUUUACCAAGUAGGGAGUAGUCACUUCCGAUGUAGGUGGGCUACAAUUUCCCGAAUGUGUUGCUUCCAAUUUUGGCGCAGAAAGUGCAGGCGAGUUUGUAUCUCGUGGUGGUUGGCUAGCAGUGUAGACGCUGCGAAUAUGCCGAUUGAUAUGUAUGUUGUGUUUUUGGUCCUCUUGAUUCAACGCAGGUUGUUACCAAGUAUUAGUGCAGAGUGCUGUUCAGGUUUCUUGCCCAGCUUCUCAGAGGUCUGGGCACUACAAGAGCCGAAGGGUGUGUGUUGUUUCUCGCGUUUUCUUGCUUGUACUUGGGGGCUGUCGUUGCCACAAUCUCAAUUCGCAGGUAGGACUGUUCUUUGCGCUUCGACGUAAACGAAGGUUGCCCAUGCUU
This is a messenger RNA of Ectocarpus siliculosus, 2286 nucleotides long. The record is from the annotation of a GenBank genome assembly. NCBI's taxonomy places the organism in Eukaryota, Phaeophyceae, Ectocarpales, Ectocarpaceae.